AUGGCGAUAGCGACAGCGACGGUUGCUGAGCUGGUCAGCCAGAUGCAGGCCAAUCUCGAUGCGAUCAAUUACCACCUGGCACGGAUAUCGGAUACGAAAGCACACGACGAUGAGAUUGAACGACUCGAGAGCGAACGAGAGAAACGAGCAGAAUUGCUGAAUCUACAAUGGGAGAAGGAAGCAAGGGGGUUGGAGGAGAAGAAGAGACAGGCUGCAUUGCCUGCUGCUGAGCAGCGUAGACGAGCAUAUGAAAAGGUCGUGGCUAGGAGGGCACAAGAAGCGGAAGAAUUAGCUGCUGCGAGAAAACGAGAGGACGAGGAAAUUGCCGCUCGGAGGAAAAGUGAGGAUGAUGACAGACAGGCCAAGAUCCAACAACAUGAGGAGGAGCUGAAAGCAAAUGCAGAAAGAGAAGAAGAGGAGAUCAAGAUCCUUUUUGCUGCAGAAGAAGAAAGGAGGAGGGCAGAUGCAAUCGAGCGUGAGAACAGCCUCUACGAUGAUUUCGAUGUGCAGAUGGAACAAUUGGAGGAGGAGAUGGAGAAGAAGGUCGAGGAAAGCCAGAAAGAAUUAGCAGAGCUGGAACAGAAGCGCCAGGCUAUCAGUGCUAUGAUCGAUGCGAAGAUGCGAGCUCCACGACCAGCAUCCUUCCGAAGGGGCUCGAAGCGAUUUUCUGGAACACCACUCGCAGCUGAUGUUGCGGACAUGUUAGCAUCAGGAAGACCUCCAAUGCAACGCAAAUCUACAUUGUCAAGGAUCAAUGAGCCCAGUUCGCAGAGUCAGUCAUUAGAACGAGGAGUGCCAGUACAAGCGCAUGUCGAUACCCUUAAUGCCCUGACCAAAUACGUCUACGAUGGACCAAAGCACAGCAGACUGCCUACAUGGGCUGAUCAAGCCUCAUUACCAAUUGUGCGUGGUUCUCAUGGCGUCAUGAACUUCCGUGGCGAGGGUGCGGAAAUGGCAGUGGUCGAAUCUCCCAGAGUAAGACAAUCAUCAUCAAUAUCCACGGAAGCGAAGAAAAACCCUUUCAAAAUCGACGUAAUAAAGCAUGCUCUCCUCCCAACCUGGGCUGAUCAAUCGAAGCUCAAACUCGUUGCUGGAGAUUGGGGCACAUUGGUAUUCCGAGAAGGCGGCGCAGACAUGGAUGUCAUCCUGACGCCGAAGUCCGAAGAUGUGGACGGAGUUUUUGAACCUGCAUACGGACAUCCUUUCAACAUCACGAAUCUCGGCGACAUAGAGGAUGUCUCUCAUCUUUCGAGCCACUCACGUACAUGGAAGCCUGUUUCUCGCCAACUGGCUGCCCCCGAACCGGUGUUGCAAACUCAGCAGCACAGCUUCCCGAAAUUCGACACAAUGACAAUGUUCGAAGCUGGUGCUGCGACUCUUUUAGCAGCGGAAGUUUUCAAGCCAGAUGAAGAAGAAGGGAUGGACGCACCAAUCCGACCCCGAGCAACAUCUCGCGCCAUCCCACCCGAGAAAGUCUGGUUCGCAGCUCCAAAGCCCGUUCAACGCGGUCAUCCACACAACAACACGCGAUCAAAGCCAUCUCCAGAACUCACAACCCACAUGCCUAGCCAAGGCAAACCACCUCGUGGACUCGGAGCCGCGACGAUGAAUCAUGGGACUGAACGAUCUGUUCCUGUAGCCAAGGCAUUAGUUGCUUCCUCCGAAAUUGUCGAGGUUGUAGGUGAGAAAUACGAUGUUCGUCAUCCUGCUUUGGAGGAGCUUGUGCAAGCGACCCAUUCGAGAAACGACGUAUACUGGGCAGCGGAUCAGGCUCAGCUCAAGCCCAUGAGUGGCAGCCAUGGAACACUGUCUUUUGAUCAGCGAGGUGCAGUGCUAGUUGCGCAGCGGGAGAAUCUGUAUUGGGCGAACCAAGCGAACUUAGAUAUUGUACGAGGGAGUCACGCUAUGUUGAAAUUUUCUGGGAAUGAAGCAUCGACGAAAGUAAUGAGGCCAGACCCUUAUUGGAGAGAUCAAGCAACUCUUUCGAUCGUGAGAGGAGAUCAUGGAAAACUUCACUUCUCGGAGAAUGACGCUAUUCUCAAGGUUGUGAGACCUAAUCCUUAUUGGAGAGAUCAGGCAACUCUUCAGAAUGUGAUGGGAACACAUGGAAUGCUGGUAUUUGGCGAUGAAGUCUCUGUGAAAGUGGUUGGGCCAGAUCCUUAUUGGGUAGACCAAGCGACUCUCUCGACUGUCAAAGGAGACUACGGAAGAUUGUUCUUCAGCGAAGACGGAGCAAUUCUCAGGAUAGUAAGACCGGAUCCUUAUUGGGCUGAUCAAUCGACCCUUACUGUUGUGAGAGGUGAUUACGGUCGAUUAAUGUUCAGCAGCAACGGAGCAGCUCUGAAGGCCAUUCGAUCAAACCCAUAUUGGGUCGAUCAAUCAGCCCUCAAGAUCGUCACAGGACAACAUGCUCGUCUCUCCUUCUCUUCCGAUCACACAGCUACACUGCGUCCCGUUCGACCAGACCCAUACUGGGUCAAUCAAUCAUCCCUUCCCAUCGUGAGAGGUGACUAUGGCCGCCUAGUAUUCAGCGACGACGGAGCAUCUCUGCAAUCCGUCAAAUCCAAUCCUUAUUGGAUCAACCAAGCCUCUCUCUUAACGCUAACAGGCCAACACGGGCGAUUACACUUCACGCAAUCUGGAGCUAUCACGAAAUCAGUCACCCCUAAGAUCUACUGGGAAGCUCAACUGGCUCUUGCUGUAAAUCGAGGAAGUCGUCGAACGUCAGCAGCCCUUACUUCGGGGGGAAUUAAGGCAAAGAACGUGUAUUGGGCCGACCAGAGCACACUCGCAACGGUCAGGGGAAAGCACGGAAAACUAGCCUUUAGCGGAGAGGCUUCUAUCGUUGAAGUUGUGAGCAAAGAUCUGUAUUGGGUCGACCAGGCUUCUCUUUCUCGUGUCCGAGGAUCGCACGGCAAGCUCGCUUUCAACGCCGAGGGAGCUUCGCUUGAGGCUGUUACCGUGAACCCGUACUGGAGCCACGACCAAGCAACCCUCCCCACAGUCAAUGGAACGCACGGAACUCUGCACUUCAAAGAAAACUCUGCUUCCCUAGUAGUCCUUCGCGUUAACCCCUACUGGAUUGACCAGAGCUCUUUAUCACUAGUCCGAGGAUCUCACGGAAAACUCUCCUUCAACGCAGAAGGCUCUUCACUUGUACCUGUGAGAGCGACUCCUUACUGGGCUCAAGACCAAGGGACGCUUUCGUCGGUAAAAGGUAGUCAUGCCAGUCUUUCUUUCCGUGGGAAUGAUGCACACCUAUUGGCCGUGAGGGCGGAUUCAUUUUGGAGUGCGGACCAGAGCCAACUUUCCGAGGUAAGAGGUAUGAACGGACGGCUAGCUUUUGAUUUGAAUAGUGCGGCGCUUCAGGUUAUGAGGCAAGAUCCGUUCUGGGGUGCGGAUCAGAUCAAACUUCCUCAAGUCAGAGGUAUGAACGGAAGACUGGCUUUCGAUUCGAAUGGCGCAUCUCUUGAACCAGUUCGUCCAGAUCCAUUCUGGAGCGCGGAUCAAUGUCAGCUUCCAGAAGUUACGGGAAUUCACGCUCGACUAAUUUUCGACUCCAAUGGCGCCUCUUUGAAGGUCGUGCGCCCAGAUCCGUAUUGGGCUGAAAAUCAAGCUGGCCUUUCGGCUGUGAGAGGAACAAAUGGGCGGUUGGCGUUUAGUUCGAAUGGUGCUUCGCUGGAAAUCGUUCGACGAGAUCCCUAUUGGACUGCUGACCAAGGACGGCUGAGUGUGGUGAAGGGUACUCUUGGGCAGUUGAAGUUUGAGUCGAGCGGUGCCUCUCUCAUCAUGAAAAGACCGGAUCCGUACUGGACUGCAAAUCAACAAAGUUUGGAUGUGGUGAACGGGUCACAUGCUCAACUGACUUUUGGACCCAGCGGAGCUGCCCUCACACCGAAACGGCCAGACCCAUACUGGACAGCUGAUCAGCGGAGGUUGGAUGUGGUGUACGGCACUCAUGGACAAUUCAGCUUCGGAUCGAGCGGUGCUUCUCUGAUGGUUAAGAGACCAGAUCCCUAUUGGACCGCUGACCAGGGCAAACUUUCUGUAAUCCGUGGCUCUCAUGGGCGUUUGAGUUUCGGGUCGAAUGGUGCCACAAUGGUGAUAUCAAGGCCAAACCCAUACUGGCUAGCAGAUCAGAAGAUGUUGCACGAAGUGAAUGGCGUUCACGGUAUGCUUUCUUUCCAGAACAAGGGAGCCUCAUUGCAAGUUGCCAUGCAGAGUCGACCGUACUGGACGGCAAAUCAGGCAGAUUUAGCUUCGAUCCAGGGAUCUCAUGGUGCGAUGAAAUUCGACCCGAGUGGUGCUUCCACAGUUGCAAUUCGAGCUGCUGCGGAACGCGUAGACCACAUCGGUGAAGUGUCACUAGCUCAUGCCAUCUCACAUCUCAAAGACGAAUCAAGUAUCAACCAAGAGCCAUGGAUACCAGAACAACCUUCCCUUCCUGUCCAAUAUGCACCACCAAAUCCUCCAACCUACUGGACCGAUCAAUCUCAGCUCGGAACCAUGCAAGGAAGUCACGGCAUGCUGGUCUUCCACCAAGAAGGCGCUGUCACCAUCCCUCACCAAAUCGAUCACAAUGGUUUCGCCAGUCCGCUCGAGACUGGAGAUUUCUUUGGAGACUCUGAUCACUCAGAUUAUGAUGAUUUCCGCUCAAGCCCAAGAAAUAGUUUUCAAAAACCCAGAGACACUUCUGUCCCUCCGCCAGCUCCUGUUUCACGAAGGUCAUUCGGACCAGGAGCUUUCGCUUCGCUUCUGAAUAGAGUCAAAGACAAUGUCCCAAUCGUCACGAAUCUGUCCCAUCCACUCCACACGGCAAGCCGUCGCUGA
This is a messenger RNA of Mollisia scopiformis, 4830 nucleotides long. RefSeq lists its product as uncharacterized. NCBI's taxonomy places the organism in Eukaryota, Fungi, Ascomycota, Leotiomycetes, Helotiales, Mollisiaceae. The record is from RefSeq and is a predicted model, not a curated record. Bases 1 to 4830 code for a protein of 1609 amino acids. The transcript is spliced from 3 exons.